Messenger RNA from Rhinichthys klamathensis goyatoka, 6471 nucleotides. RefSeq names its product Rho guanine nucleotide exchange factor (GEF) 28a (gene arhgef28a). Gene Ontology annotation, biological process: regulation of Rho protein signal transduction. Gene Ontology annotation, molecular function: guanyl-nucleotide exchange factor activity. The coding region runs from base 200 to 5674 and encodes 1824 amino acids. The record is from RefSeq and is a predicted model, not a curated record. The transcript is spliced from 36 exons. NCBI's taxonomy places the organism in Eukaryota, Metazoa, Chordata, Actinopteri, Cypriniformes, Leuciscidae.
UGUUGAAGAGAGUGAGCACCGGUGGCGCAUCCACAACCCCUGUGUCCAUUCAAAACAUUCGGCAGUGUACAAGUGCAAGUCACGCACACGGAUGUACCGGCCGUGAGUCAGUCACGAUAUUUUGUAGAAGCAGGUUGAAAGCGUUACCUUGUGCAGUUGAAGAGAAUACACACGUAUGGAGUGAGGUGCUGCUGCUAUAAUGGAGCUCAGCAGGGGAGAGGUGCCACUUUAUGGUCAGGUGGAGGUCUUUGUGAAGCUGCAGGUGUCUCCGUGUGUUCAGGAGGAAGCGGACUACUAUGUGGUCGUUGUGGGCUCGUCCCUUCACCAUGUAACUACAGCUCACAGGGCCGAGGAUCACGGCUUACUUAGAUUCACUGUGCCUGGUCACAAUGUUCCAGAGAAAGUAUCUGUGGAGGUCUACUGCUUCACGAGGAACAGCGGAAGUCCCAUCAGCCAUUCAGGAGAGCUCUCUCUGGAAUACAUACAGGAUGAGGCACAAGAGGUGGCGAAGCAGCUGAUAAACUUUGAACCCUUGACAUCCAGCACCCAUCAGGAUAUCCUAAGGAAAUUCUGCCCAGAGAAAAGGAUUUCAUCUGAGAUGAAUCAUUUAGAACAGAUUGACCAGCUUGGGACAAAUUGGAUUUGUGAUCUACAGGAAUUAUUUCCAUUGGAAAGCCUAGCAGAGACAGAACAAGGGCACAAUGUUUGUGAGCAGCAGAUUUUCAGCCAGAGCAAAGCUUCAGGAACACCAGAGUGUGAUCCAGAGCACAGACACACAGUACACAGUUCUGCUGAUGAAAAAAUCACACAGGCCUUGGCUAACUUGCACUUUCUGGCAUGGGACAGCCAAGCUGGACAGGAGAAGCAAGAUCUCCUUCCCAGGGAAACACCUCUACAUGUGGCCAUACGUUUGGGGUUCCCGCACCUCAGUCACUUCCUCCUCCAGGAGUCUGAAGGUCAGAGGAUGGUUUCCAUAGCCGACGACGAAGGGCAGAGUCCCCUCACACUGGCUCAGAAGCAUGGAGACCCAGUGCUCAUCAGUGCUCUAACAGAUAGCAGUGCAUGGAGGCCAGUGUGGAUGUGUCAGAUAUGGACUGACGGCUCUCACCAGCUCCGUAUCUGUCCCGUCACCAAAUCUAUCAGCCUGACUGUCAAACACGGCACACCGAUAGAUGCACAAAGCAGCAUCCAGCUGUUCAGAGAGAAGAGCAGAGAGCCGGAUACACUCGCACGGGUGGUGCGACUGAGCGACUCGUCUGAGGGGAGUGUGCACACCUCUGAUGUAUGUGAUGCAGAUCUGAACAGUCAGCUGAGAAUUGAGGACCAAAGCCUGGUGGAUAGUGUCUUUGAAGAACAGCUUGUUCUCUGCCUAGAUGAAGAGGACGAAGAUCUAAACUCGGAGAAGUUGUGUUCGUCUCCUGGUUCCUGCCCUCCGUUUCCCCUUCACUCCUCAGGCGCUGCUUCCGUCAGGCUCACAGCCAUGCUCAGAGGCUCCACUAAGGACAAUGACCUCAAUAUGAAGUACAAUGUUACAGGUGUCACAGAGGACAGUUCUGGGACAGAUAGUGGCGUGUGGCGAAUGUCAGAUACAGGGGUCUUAUCACCAGGGACAAUAGAUAUGCCUCCAGCUAUUAAAGAUGAUGACGGGCAGAGAGGACGGCAUCCCGGCUCGCGUUCUUUCUCUCCCACCUCUCCAGCGGGACUAAUGCUGGAUAGACUCAUGCGUGCCACACGACCUGCUGAACUGACCUAUAACAGUUCAAGCUCACCGACAGAGUCAUGUGACCUAAGAAGCCCAAUCCUCUCUCUAAGCCCGAGUCUGGUGGCCUUGGAAAUGGACAGCGAGGAGGAUGAUGAUGAUGACAUUUUAAUGAAGAAGCCCCUCCCCCAGCCACAGCCUGAGCUCAAAAACAGCGCAGAUGGGCAGAUUGUGUUUAGUCCCGCCUCUGUUCUUACCUGCACGCGUUCUCACUCUGCCUCCUCUGCCUGUAACCCCACUCCUGCAAAGGAUAUUGAGCAGGGCAUCCGUCUGCGUUCAUAUUCCUACACCUCCCCUAAAAUCAGCCUGCUGCCUCCACGAUUCAGUAGGGAUGCCCACCCUCCAACCACCAACCUCAACCAGGAUGGUGCCCUCCCCAGUAGCAGUGGCAGCAGGUCUCUCCUACACGCCCUGUCUCUGUCUAAAUCUCUGUCUCUGCUCAACCCUGUUAAACAUCGUGCCUGCAGCACAUCAGAUCAGCCUCAAGAGAAAAGGGAGUUAAUGUUUCGUAGGCGCGCUCAGUCAGCUGAUGAUGAGACCAGUGCAGAGUUGGCCGACUCCCUCCAACACCUCACGCUCUCCGAAUUCCUCAAAGAGAUUGAGGAGGAGGAAUGGGACAAAUAUAUCAUCCCUUCCAAAUCAGAGUCAGAAAAAUACAAAGUCAGCCGCACUUUCAGCUUCAUAAAGAGCCGAAUGUAUAGUACCCGCAACAAGAGCAAGGGGAAAGGAAAAGAGAGAGAAACCAAAGACAAACAGGUCAAUGGACACCAGUUCACAGCAGGAUCUGUCCUGGGGUCGACACUUUGUGAGAUCUGCAGCAAGCCAGCUUCUGGGAAAGAGGUCUUCCACUGCGCAUACUGUGCAGUGAGUGUCCAUAAGGGCUGUAAGGACUCAUCGACGCCAUGCCUGAAGAAGCCUCAAGACAAAUAUUCUGUGAUGACAGUAAAAAGCAGGACAGCCUCCCUCCCUCAAAAUUUUAUAGUGCGUGAAAGUUCCUCGUCCUCUCAGAUACCCACCUCUGCCUCUCUUCCUGUGAUGACAUCACGAGACUCUACUCCUCUUCCUUGCCCUCUGUCCAGAAGUGUGCCUGCAGUCACAGAAAGGCUUAGUGAGAGCCCAGAAGCAGAUAGUGACUCCUCCCCGUGGCGGAACUACAUCCAAUCAGAGGAGCUCCUCCAAACAAUGGAGUCCUCAACAUCCACUGAUUCGUCUCUCAUUGAAGACACUGUAGAUGCCCCCCUACAGAAUGAGCUGGUGAUGAAUGCUAUGGAUUUAGAGGCGGAGUCAUGGAGCCUAGCGGUGGAACCCCAGUUCUGUAAGAUGCAGGAAAAACGCAUCGUCAAGAGACAGGAUGUCAUUUACGAGUUCAUGCAAACCGAGCUCCAUCACGUCCAGACGCUCAUGGUAAUGGCGGAGGUCUUCAGGAGGGGAAUGCGGGAGGAAGUCGGGCUGGAUACGGACACCAUUGGUCGGAUUUUCCCUUGCUUAGAUGAACUGCUUCUCCUCCACCGUGACUUUCUGUCAGCGAUGAGGGAACUACGGCAAAGCUGUGUCCAGCCAAACAGCAACAAGAACUACCUCAUCCACCAUGUGGGUGACAUUUUUCUGCAACAGUUCUCCCAGGAGAAUGCAGAGAAGAUGAAGCAGGUGUAUGGUGAGUUUUGCAGUCAUCACACAGAAGCGGUCAGCUACUUCAAAGAGCUUCAGCAGCAGAACAAGAGAUUUCAGCUCUUCAUCAAACAACAGAGUAGCAACUCAUUGGUAAAGAGGCGAGAAAUCCCAGAAUGCAUUUUGUUAGUGACGCAGCGAAUAACGAAAUACCCUGUCCUCCUGGAGAGAAUACUGCAGUACACAGAGGAGCACACAGAAGAGCAUGCUGACCUGUCUCGUGCGCUAGUCCUGAUCCGAGAGCUGAUCUCUGCUGUGGACCAGCACGUGAGUCAGUUCGAGCAGAACCAGAAGCUGAGUGAGGUCCUGGGCCGCAUGGAGAACAAGUGUACUACCAAACUGAAGAGUGGUUACACCUUCCGCAAGCAGGACAUCACCAGUGGCAGGGCUCUGCGGCACCAGGGCCCGCUGCUCUGGAAGACGGCCACAGGAAGACUGAAAGAUGUUUUGGCGUUUUUGCUGUCUGAUUCAUUGGUGUUCCUUCAAGAGAAAGAUCAGAAAUACAUCUUUGCCGCUGUGGACCAGAAGCCUCCAGUGAUCUCUCUGCAGAAGCUGAUCGUGCGGGAGGUGGCCAAUGAGGAGAGAGGCAUGUUUCUGAUCAGCGCAUCUUCAGCUGGGCCUGAGAUGUAUGAAGUGCACGCUACUUCUAAAGAUGAACGCAAUGCCUGGAUGAGACUCAUCAGAGAGGCUGUGGAGAGUUGCCCUGAAGAGGAGGAUGAGACUACGAGUGAAUCAGAAGAGGAAAAGAGAGUUACCGAAGCAAAGGUCCAAAAGAUUCACAGGCUUCAAGAGUCUCUGUGCGGCCACGAUCAUCUCAUCUGUGCCAAUCUGGAGGAGAAGCUCCACAUCUACGCCGAGCUGUCAGUCAUGGCAGGACAACGCGAGCCAGGUCCAGACCCAAGGCUGCUGGUACGGCCCAGCAUGGAAGACAUCCCCCAGGCUGGAGUACUGCUCGGCGCUGCUCUUAAAGAGGCGGAGAACCUGAGAGCAGCUCUCUCCUCUCACUAUGCUUCUGCUGCCAUCCUGUCUGGUCCAGAAGAACAGACUCAAUCUGAGCCCUGCGCUCCCUCCUCGCCUCUGCCUCCUGAGAACCAGAGCCCACUGAAGGACACCCACCACAGUGAAGAGGAGUGGAGAGGAGAGGAAGGCUUAAAAAUACAGGCCUUUAAUCACAGCGCGGAUGCUGAUCACAACGUACACCUAAAGGUGAGUCAGAGUGUGCAGAGCUUGACUCAGCUGCUGUACAGUCUACAGGCCGCAGUCACCAUCCAAGACAGUUGCUAUGAAGUCCAGAGGCUCCUCCUCCUCCUGUUAUCAAACACCUCCUCUCACCCACACUCCCGCCCACUGCCCAUCGCUCGCAGCAGCCAGGCCCUGCAGGAGCAGGAGCGCCAGCGGGAGGCGGAGCGGCGUCGGGAGGAGCUGGCGGACGUGGCCCGUCUACGGGGCACCCUGGUACGAGAGCGGCAGCAGUGGGACCGAGAGUGCCAGGUGCGGCAGAUUCAGCAGUCGGAGCUGGAGACGUCAUUGGAGCAGAGGGAGCUGUUGUGCCACCUAGAGGAGCGGAGGCUGCAGAGCGAACGACAGGAACUCCAUGAGCAGCUGCAGGAGUACCAGCAAAGCCUGGAGAGGCUGCGAGAAGGUCAGAGGAGUGUAGAAAAGGACAAAGAGAAGCUGGACACUCAGCGGAGACUGCUGGAGAGUUUGAAGCAUGGCUGCCAGCAGAACCUGCCCGCCAUGGUCAUACCACUAGAUGGACAGCAGACACAGGACGCUGGUCACCAUCAGGACGAGCAUGGAUCCAUUUUUGUGAACGAGGCAGCAUUUAUGUCUCCCUCUCUAAACAACCGGCACAUCCACCUUCAACAUCAUCCACACCACCAUCAUCAGACUGUCCACCUGCACUCGGGAUCUAUAGGAUUCUCGGAUUCUCCCAGUGCUCAGAACAGUCUCAAUUCACUCCUGGCACGAUCCAACCACAGACAGAGCUCUGCUGGAGUGUCUGAUGCUCCUGCAGGGCAUGAGAGUUGGACUGGAGGAACAAUGUACUCGACCCCUCUGAGAAGUCUAACAGAGAGCCCAAAUAAUGAUGUGGGUCAGCUCAGCCAUCUCCAAGAAUCUUGGUCAGCCGAAGGAACAGGGAUGGGGCUUCCUCAAGCCGACGUCCUGCUUGUCAACCAGCCCUUUGUUACCAUGGAGACAGAGAACAGAGAUACUGAUGGAGAGGAGAACAUUGUGUAUCUCUGAAAUGAACAAACAAGCUUUAGUUGGUUUUGAAACAAAACAUUUGGACUUGGAUUUGCAAUUUGAUAUUUGGAUCAGGAUAUGAUCCCACUCUUUAUUUGUGUAGGUUUUUUUUUAUUCUUUCAUUCAUCGUAGCACACUUUUGGCCUUCUGUGACAUUCUCCAGACUUCAUAGCACUUACUUUGGUCCGUGUGUGAGAUGGGGCUUGUCGAGUGGCUGUGUUUUGCUUUAUAGCCUGGAGCCUGCAAUGACUGAAUCAGGUUAGGCAGUUUCUGCACGCGUUUAGUCACACAUACUAAAGUCCCCUCCCACAUUGCUGCACAGUGUAGUUUUCUCCAACUGUCCAUGUCAGCUUACAUCAGGACACAAAAAUACUGACCCUUUCGUUCAGUAGAUGAACGAUGACUUGGUUUAUAAAAGCAUUCUCAGCCUAUUAUAUGAGUCAGGCUUAUGUAUGCGUGUGUGUGUGUGUUUGCGUUAGGAAUCACAUCAUCACCUCUUUCAAAUUCAAUCUCUCACAUUAGGAAAUUGGUUUCACAUGUAUGGAUGGAGGGGAAUGUGUAAAAUGUGUCCUCUUCUGAAACAUUUCAGUUAUUUGAUGCUCACGAAACAUUGCCUAUAAUGUCGCAUAUGCAGUGAAUAUCUGAAAAGUCUCAUCAGCAUUCAGAUUACACACUGGCAUUCACCUUUAUCUCUUGAUACUUUAGGACAGUAUAUUGUCAUAUCAGCCUGAAGGCUUUGUUCAUGCAUUUUGCAUGUUGUCAGUUACAUUAUUCAUUGUUUGUUUUAUGCGGAUCAA